CACUGACUGGCAUUGAUAGGUGGCACUGACUGGCACUGAUAGGUGACACUGAAAGGCAGCUCAGAUGGGCACUGAUAUGUGGCAUUGAUGUGCACUGGUAGGCACUGAUAUGUGGCAUUGAUGAGGCACAGAUGGGCACUGGCAGGCGGCAUUGAUGGGCACUGACAGUUGGCACUGAUGGACACUGACAGGUGGCACUGCUGGGGCUACACUGAACAUCAGGGCACACUGAUUAUCACUGUCAGCGUGACAUCUUGUGAAGAAAAAAAUGCCGAUAACCGGCAUUUCCCUAUUUACAUGCGAUCAGCUGUAAUUGGACACAGCUGAUCACAUGACCGAGCUGACAUCUUUGGCUCUUUCCGUUGAUCGGUGAU
This is a messenger RNA of Staurois parvus, 374 nucleotides long. The record is from the annotation of a GenBank genome assembly. Lineage: Eukaryota; Metazoa; Chordata; Amphibia; Anura; Ranidae.